UAGGCAAGGUGACCCAUGGCAAGGCACAAGCCAGCAGGGUCCAGCUUCUACAUGACCCACCUAUCCAUGGUUCUGGCUUAUUCCUUUUCCCCAGAUGCCAGUACGCAGAGAGAGUUAGGACAGAAACCAUCUCCGACUGCCACCAUGGGCUCCCAGUACCCAGCGCUGACCCCGGAGCAGAAGAAGGAGCUUAGUGACAUAGCUCAUCGAAUUGUGGCUCCAGGCAAGGGUAUCCUGGCUGCUGAUGAGUCCACUGGGAGCAUUGCCAAACGUCUGCAGUCCAUCGGCACUGAGAACACCGAGGAGAAUAGGCGCUUCUACCGCCAGCUGCUGCUGACUGCUGAUGACCGCGUGAACCCCUGUAUCGGGGGCGUCAUCCUCUUCCACGAAACACUCUACCAGAAGGCGGAUGAUGGGCGUCCCUUCCCACAAGUCAUCAAAUCUAAGGGUGGUGUUGUGGGUAUCAAGGUAGACAAGGGUGUGGUACCUCUGGCAGGAACAAAUGGCGAGACUACCACCCAAGGCCUGGAUGGGCUGUCUGAGCGCUGUGCCCAGUACAAGAAGGAUGGAGCUGACUUUGCCAAGUGGCGCUGUGUGCUGAAGAUUGGGGAAAACACCCCCUCCGCCCUUGCCAUCAUGGAAAAUGCCAAUGUUCUGGCACGUUAUGCCAGCAUUUGCCAGCAGAAUGGCAUCGUGCCCAUCGUGGAGCCCGAGAUCCUCCCUGAUGGAGACCACGACCUGAAGCGCUGUCAGUAUGUAACUGAGAAGGUACUGGCCGCCGUGUACAAGGCUCUGAGUGACCACCACGUCUAUCUGGAAGGCACCUUACUGAAGCCCAACAUGGUAACUGCAGGCCACGCUUGCAGCCAGAAAUACUCUCAUGAGGAGAUUGCCAUGGCAACUGUCACUGCUCUGCGCCGCACCGUGCCCCCCGCUGUCACUGGAGUCACCUUCUUAUCUGGGGGCCAGAGUGAGGAGGAGGCAUCCAUCAACCUCAAUGCCAUCAACAAGUGUCCCCUGCUGAAGCCGUGGGCCUUGACCUUCUCAUUUGGACGAGCCCUGCAGGCCUCUGCCCUGAAGACCUGGGGCGGGAAGAAGGAGAACCUGAAGGCUGCCCAGGAGGAGUACAUCAAACGGGCCCAGGCCAACAGCCUCGCCUGCCAAGGAAAGUACACUUCCACUGGCCAGGGCGGGUCUGCGGCCAGUGAGUCUCUCUUCAUCUCCAACCACGCCUACUGAGUGGAGAUGUGCUAAGGCUGCCCUGCUACACUCCGGUCCCCCUCCCACAGCCACUCGGAAGAGGGGGCGCACCUCGGGCUCUAGGCUGCUCUUCCCAUCACUCCUGCCUCCCUUGUGAAUUGGUGCGUGGUGUUGUCUGUGUAUGCCGAUUCCAUCGCCCUUUCCAGCCCACUGCCAAUAAACAGCUAUUCAAGGGGA
Molecule: messenger RNA, 1437 nt
Organism: Sorex fumeus (smoky shrew)
Lineage: Eukaryota; Metazoa; Chordata; Mammalia; Eulipotyphla; Soricidae
Gene: ALDOA
Product: aldolase, fructose-bisphosphate A
Exons: 9
Coding region: 16-1239 (407 amino acids)
Biological process (GO): glycolytic process; fructose 1,6-bisphosphate metabolic process
Cellular component (GO): cytosol
Molecular function (GO): fructose-bisphosphate aldolase activity
Source: RefSeq, a predicted model, not a curated record